AUGAUGAGCGAUUAUGAAGAACGAGAAACAAAAAUUUCAAAAAUUGAAAAACGCAUUGCUUCAAGUGCCUUGUUAGAGUCUCGUCUUGGUCCGAAUCAAGUCAUUCGUUUAAAUGUUGGAGGUAAAAUCUAUUGUACAUUUCUCUCCACCUUGAAGAAUGAAAAGGAUUCCUUCUUUUGUGCCUAUUUUAACGAUUACUUUGAUCCGAAACCGGAAGAACACGAUCAAGCCUUUUUCAUUGAUCGUCCCUAUGAACAUUUUCAUUUGAUUUUGAAUCAUUUGCGAGGAAUGGAUAUUUCCAAAAACUUGAGCGAGAUGAAAGAGAGUGAAUUGUGUAACUUUAUGGAAGAGGUGGUCUAUUAUCAAAUCUCUUCAAUUUUCAAUUUAUUUCCGAGUCAUGGGAAAGCCAUGUUGAUGAACAAAUUCAAUAUUCAUGUUCCAGAUAUGCUAUUUCAUCCCAAUUACAUUUCUUCUAAUGCAGAACUCUCACCUGACCACAGAAGAAUUCAAAAGAUCAGUGGUGGCUAUGAGUGGAACUGUGCCUGCAUGGGAAAAACAGAAUGUACUGAAUUUUCAGUCAAGCUUGUAGCCAAUUGUUCGCAUGUAUCCAUUGGGUUCUGUACUACACGAUUGGUUAAGCUCAAUUCUGACAAUACUUCACUGUCCUUUAGUUUAUGUACCCAUGACGGAAAAUUGUAUUGUUCAAGAAAGUGUUUACGAUAUGGUCACAAGUAUAUAUAUCAAUCCAUUCAUGAUGGAUCCGUCAUUAAGGUUAUUUACGAACCCAAGAGAGGAAGAAUUUCGUUUCUUGUGAAUGAUAUCAAUCGUGGAAUGGCAUUUGAUCGUGUUGGGUCAAAUUUGACACUUUAUCCAAUUAUUGAGCUUGGUACUCCAGAUGCUCAAGUGGAAUGUUUGUAG
Messenger RNA from Naegleria lovaniensis, 918 nucleotides. RefSeq lists its product as uncharacterized. The coding region runs from base 1 to 918 and encodes 305 amino acids. Lineage: Eukaryota; Heterolobosea; Eutetramitea; Acrasida; Naegleriidae. The record is from RefSeq and is a predicted model, not a curated record. The transcript has a single exon. Gene Ontology annotation, molecular function: protein binding. Gene Ontology annotation, biological process: protein homooligomerization.